Messenger RNA from Cannabis sativa, 1092 nucleotides. RefSeq lists its product as uncharacterized. Lineage: Eukaryota; Viridiplantae; Streptophyta; Magnoliopsida; Rosales; Cannabaceae. The record is from RefSeq and is a predicted model, not a curated record. The coding region runs from base 478 to 843 and encodes 121 amino acids. The transcript has 2 exons.
GAAUACUAAUGGGCCUGAUUAUUUUGUUUGGUUGAAAAAUAACAAUUUUGGAAAAGAAUUCCAUAGUAAUGCUAUUCCCCCAAACUAAUGGAAUUGCUAUUCCAUUUUUUAUUUGGUGGAAUUAUAAUUCCAUUCCAGCAGCCAUGGCCCAAGCCCAACAAAUCCUAACCCUAGCAAACUGAAGAUUAACCAUUGUGACCGUCCUCUUCGUCUUCUUCGUCUUCUUCGAUCGAUCAAACUCAGGUUGCAAGUACCGGGGUAGCGUUGCCAGAGAGUCAUAAGGAAGCAGCCCCAUUCAAGAUCAAGUCAUUCCCUUGGUAUGACGACUUGUGUGCAGUUUUUGGCAAAGAUCGUGCAACUGGAAAACAUGCAGAGACUGUAACAGAUGUUGUUGAAGAACUUGAAGCUGAAAAGGAAAACACUACACUUGGAGAAGAUGAUUUUAGCAAUGCUAAUAAUGUGGAUGAAGUGGAAUCUAUGUCUGUUUCAGAUGCAACAAGAGGUGCUCAAUCUCACACUCAAUCAGAUGGGUCUUCAAAGAAGAAAAGGAAAGCUGCAAAUCAUGAAGAACUUUCAAAUGCACUUACACAAUCAGCUUCUAUUCUCGCAGAGGUAAUUGAAAAAGCUUCAAUUCGUUUGAGUAAAGCUAUUGGUGAAGACUUGAAUGAAAAGCACAUGCAGCUCGGGAAAGAGUUAGAAAGGAGCACUACACUUACUACAACUCAACGUCAUAAGGUAGCUCGCAUGAUUAUGCAAGAUAAUGCUCUGGUUUCUUACUUUUUCAGUGUCCCAGAUGAUGAGAAGGAUGAAUGGGCGAGACUUCUGAUUGAUGGCUCUCUUUAGUACACAGCUCGGGAAAGAGUUAGAAAGAUCAUGGUUAUUCACUUUGGUCUAAAAUAAUUUGCAGGACAAUAUAUAUUGCCUUUGACAUUCAGUAGUAUACAAAUUAUAAUCUUUUGGAUUUGGUGUAAUGUGUUAUGCUCAUAAUUUUGCAAACAAUUAUGCUCAUAAUUUUGCAAACAAUUAUUUUGAGCAUAAAUAUGGGUAUUGGACAUGAAUACUUAUACUUUUGAACAAGUUUUUAUGUGAUUA